GUGAAACAGUUUGGGAAAAUAUGGCCAAGAUGUGUGUCAAAACAAAACGCUUAGAUGUAGCAGCUCUUUGUUUGGGCAACAUGAGUCAUGCAAGAGGAGCAAGAGCUCUUCGACAAGCAAUGAAGGAACCACAGUUAGAUGCCAGGGUAGCUAUGCUGGCACUGCAACUUGGUAUGAUGGAAGAGGCAGAGCGUUUAUAUCGUGGCUGUGGGAGAUAUGACUUGGUCAAUCGCUUGCAUCAGGAUGGAGGUAUCUGGUCAAAGGCAUUGGAGACAGCAGAAAGCAAUGACAGAAUUCACCUACGUUCUACUCACUACAAUUAUGCUAAACACUUGGAGAGCAAAGGUGGCCCUCCACAUUCAUGA
This is a messenger RNA of Cherax quadricarinatus, 365 nucleotides long. Lineage: Eukaryota; Metazoa; Arthropoda; Malacostraca; Decapoda; Parastacidae. The record is from RefSeq and is a predicted model, not a curated record.